This is a messenger RNA of Branchiostoma belcheri (Belcher's lancelet), 550 nucleotides long. Its product is annotated as 60S ribosomal protein L31-like. Gene Ontology annotation, molecular function: structural constituent of ribosome. The record is from RefSeq and is a predicted model, not a curated record. Gene Ontology annotation, cellular component: cytosolic large ribosomal subunit; ribosome. Gene Ontology annotation, biological process: cytoplasmic translation. Bases 109 to 501 code for a protein of 130 amino acids. NCBI's taxonomy places the organism in Eukaryota, Metazoa, Chordata, Leptocardii, Amphioxiformes, Branchiostomatidae. The transcript has 4 exons.
ACCUGCCUUGUGUUGUUAUGUCCAGUGUUGCUGUUGCAGAUUACAAAUUAUAUACUGUGCACUGUACAAAAUGUACUCAGAUCCAUGCUUUCGAAAUGAAGUGUUUCGAUGUAUUUGAAAUCGCAGAUGGCUCCUAACAAGAAGGGUGAGAAGAAGAAGCGCUCUGCCAUGAAUGAGGUGGUGACCCGGGAAUACACCGUCAACCUCCACAAGAGAGUCCAUGGCAUGGGUUUCAAGAAGCGUGCUCCCCGGGCAGUGAAGGAGAUCCGUAAGUUUGCUGAGAAGAUGAUGGGCACCCCCGAUGUUCGCAUCGACACACGGCUCAACAAGCAAGUCUGGGCCAAGGGUGUCAGGAGUCCCCCAUGCAGGCUGAGGGUCCGUCUGGCCAGGAAGAGGAACGAAGACGAGGACUCGCCCAACAAGCUUUACACCCUGGUCACAUACGUCCCCGUCACAUCCUUCAAACGUCUGGGGACGGUGAAUGUGGAGAGUGAGGACUAGACAAAUACAUUACCAACAUCUAAUGUAAUAAAAAAUAUCUCGGGAAUGU